Messenger RNA from Aspergillus piperis CBS 112811, 585 nucleotides. RefSeq names its product succinate dehydrogenase assembly factor 1. The transcript has 4 exons. Gene Ontology annotation, cellular component: mitochondrion. Gene Ontology annotation, biological process: mitochondrial respiratory chain complex II assembly. The record is from RefSeq and is a predicted model, not a curated record. The coding region runs from base 151 to 387 and encodes 78 amino acids. NCBI's taxonomy places the organism in Eukaryota, Fungi, Ascomycota, Eurotiomycetes, Eurotiales, Aspergillaceae.
GGAUCGGCAGCCCCCGGGGAAAAAGCCGAACAAGCUACCAGUAAGCAUGCUCUGCAUUUCCGAACUUCUGAACUCUUCAGUCCGGUGAUGCAGCUAUACCACUACUAGCACUCGGGAUUUCCUCCAGUUUGCAACGACUAUAUAGAUCCAAUGGCUCGGCUGUCAGGUCUCCAAAGACAGGUGCUGUCUCUGUAUCGGACAUGCUUGAGAGAAGCCAGGAAGAAACCCAUUGAGACGAGAGAGAAUUUCAGAGCAUAUGCUAGGGCGGAAUUUCGGAAGAACUCCUCUGUUAGCAAGAAGGAUUUCGGUGCGAUAGAGUAUCUACUACGGAAGGGGCAGAGGCAGCUUGAGAUGUACUCAUCCCCCGGGAUUCGCAAUAUUCGGUGAUUUCAAUAUCCUGUCGCUUGCGGGGCCGCCCCAGAAAUUCAAAAAACGAACCCUCCUCCUUUGGAUGGAUGAACUCGUAUGUCACGUGAUUGCGGAAGAUUCGCGCGGGUUCUCGAACCGUAAGCCGCUUAUCUUAUCGGGUCGGUGACGGAAGGCUCCAGAUGCAUCUGGUGUCAUCUCGCUCCAUCGCUGUCGCCU